Molecule: messenger RNA, 1751 nt
Organism: Zonotrichia albicollis (white-throated sparrow)
Lineage: Eukaryota; Metazoa; Chordata; Aves; Passeriformes; Passerellidae
Source: RefSeq, a predicted model, not a curated record
AGUUGGUUUUAAUUGGUUGCCCACAGGAUUGGCUUGGCUUCUGCUACUUGUUAAGAAAAAAACAUCUGUCUUUGCAGAUGGCCGCGUGCGUGUCCCGGGUGGAGCUGUCCGUGGCCUGGCGGAGCCUCCUCGGGGACCUGAGCUCCAGGUCGAACUCCCUCUGCGUCCUGCCGCAGGACGCGGGGGAUGGCCGCUGGACUGAGCUAGAUCACACGAAAAAGAUCAAGAACUGCCAAGACCCUAAAUUCUGCAAGAAACUGGUUGUGGACUACUACUUUGAGAAAAUACAGAAGCUAAAAUUCAGCGUGUAUGAUAUUGCUAACAAGUCCUUUGAUUUAAAUGAUGAUGACUACCUGGGAGGGAUUGAGUGUGCACUGGAUCAGGUUGUGUCCAGCUCAGUGUUCACUCAACUGCUGGAACUGAAGCAGGAAAAGCCAGCAGGAAAGGGCACUAUUACGAUUUCAGCAGAGGAGAUUAAGGAUACCAGGGUUGUUUACCUGGAAAUUGAAGCCCAAAACUUGGACAAAAAGGAUUUCUUAGGUAAAUCAGAUCAAUUUCUGGAGUUUAACAAGCAGAGCAAUGCUGGACCAUGGCAGCUUGUGUACAGAACAGAGGUCAUCAAGAACAACUUAAAUCCAUGCUGGAGGAAGUUCAGCGUUCCCUUGCAAACUUUCUGUGGUGGAGAUUUUAAUAAACCUAUCAAGGUGCAGUGUGCAGAUUGUGACAGCGAUGGCUCCCAUGACUUGUUAGGCGCUUUAGAAACGACUCUGGGCACAUGCAGACAGCUGGUGCUGCCUCUCUGCCCUUUGGAAUAUGAACGCAUUCAUCCUGAGGAAAAAAAACAAAAGAAAAACUACAAAAACUCUGGCAUUAUUAGGAUAAAAUCCUGCAAGAUUGAGACAGAAUAUUAAUUUCUGGACUAUGUGAUGGGAGGCUGCCAGAUUAACUUUAUGGUGGGUGUAGACUUAACUGCCUCUAGUGGAGAUCCCAAGUCACCAGAAUCUUUUCACUACAUCAGCCCAGAUGGGAUAAAUGAGUACCUGAUUGCCAUCUGGAGUGUGGGAAGUGUAGUCCAGAAUUAUGAUACAUAUGUAAUGAUCUUGACUGAUCUAGUCACCAUGUCAAAAAUGUGACUAGAACAGCUUGUUCUAGCCCUGCACUCUUGUAAUGAUCGAGGGGCUGCCUUUCCUUGGGAGAUCCCUUUAGGAGCUGCUACUGUUUCCUCUUGCUUCUGUCAGUGUUAGGGAGAGCAAUGGCAGCCCUUCAUAAUUUGCCGUAUUUCCUUGGCUUGUCCCUUCUGAGUCCCUUGAUGCUUCAGCUGGGCACUGAUCUCUUGUUGCAGAUGAUGCAUUGCAAACCUGAAUGUCCUAUUUGGUUCAGUGGAAAUGGACAUUGGGAGCAAUGGGAGCAGUCAUGGUUGUCUGCUUUGUCCUGUAGCCAGGCUGGGAGUGGUCUGGCUUUUCUCUUGCUACUUUGAAAUCCGCUGAGAGUCCUGUGGGGUGCUGCACUGAGAGAAAUUAUCUAACUCUCAAGCCCAAGUCUGAAACCAUUGGAUACCUGGUACUAGGCCAUGGCCAGCUAGAUGAUGUACCAAUUCCUUGUGGCAGGAAUUCUGCCUUGGUCUCCAGCUACUUUUGGUGAAUAAAACUGAAGAGUGAGUUAUUACAGAAUUGCUCUUUUAUUGGAAUAUGUAUCCCAAUAUAACCAGUUAGAUGGUGCCUAGGCCAAUUCUGACCUUCGCUGCUGGGCCA